Molecule: messenger RNA, 4479 nt
Organism: Suillus plorans
Lineage: Eukaryota; Fungi; Basidiomycota; Agaricomycetes; Boletales; Suillaceae
Exons: 4
Coding region: 1-4479 (1492 amino acids)
Source: RefSeq, a predicted model, not a curated record
AUGACGAUGAAGAAGAAGAAGAAGAAGAAGAAGAAGAAGAAGAAGAUCUCAUUGAAAAAUCUCAACGUAAGGAUCUUCAUUAUGGUCUUCAGGAUGCUUCAGGAUAUUAAACACAUUUUUGUGCCAACAGGCAGUUCAGCACCCCUUGAUGGAAACAAACUGGAUCUUGACUAUAGACCUACGCCACCACCACAAACUGACUUUCGGUCACCCUCACUUGAAGUACCGGCACUCGCUAUGUUAGCUGAACCUACAGAGGAGGAAACAUCUUCUCGUGCAAUGGCCCGACCAGUUGUGUGGACAUCUGCUUGGCACAACUGGAGAACUCUUGAAUCGAAUGAGUGGCUUGAUGCGACAGUGGCAAACUAUUAUUUGUGUCACAUUUGGUAUGAGGUCGUGGACAGGUCACAAAUGAGAUACGUGGACCUGUAUGCAGCAAUGGCGAAUGACAUGGUGGAUGAUGAAGUGAAGCUAUUCAGGAAGAACCAUUUCUUACCUCAAGAAGGAACAUGCCCAGCGAUCCCUAGACACAUAGCCCAUGUUCUAGGUCGCCACAUUUCAGACACCAUAAUGGAAGUGGAUGAUGUCGAUCCACACGACUGGAGGGAUUGGGGCGGACCUCAAUACUGGAGGAGAAUCGCAUUCCUGCAUGGCUGGAACCCAGGGGAUGUCACCGAUGUGUCUGUGAUACCAAAUGAUUGGGAGCAAAACGGAGUCGACUGUGGUCCCAUAGCUUGCUCUGUGCUGGAGCAAUGUCUGCGCACAGGUUUAGACGAGUAUGGAAACCUCCCAGCACUUAAAUUUCAAUGUGGCCACAGACUGCGCAUCCACAUGUUGCGAGUAAUUGCUGGGCGUAUCAAGCUGAGCUGUAGCGACUACCUGAUGCUCCUCGACAGACCAAUGGACGAUCGGACAGAGGAUGACAUACCGGACGAGGAUGUAAUAAACGCGAUUCAGAAUGGGCAGCACCAGGCCGAAUGCGUCAAGCUCUUGAAGAAAUUGACUGUUGUCAGCGCCACCUGCUCAACGUGUCAUCAAUCCAUAUUCAACCAGAAUGGCGAACACCCCUCACCUAAUGAUGACGAUGGAGAUCAAACCACAGUAGACCAGGAUGGCUUAGAAGCAGAAUGGAGUGAAGAUGAGAAUGCCAUCGACAUCCAUCUGCCUAAAGAAAGGAGGGACAAUCUCGCAAAGCUGAUCAAAGAAAACCGACAAUUGGCUGGUUCUCGGAAUCGUAAUGCUAUAGUUCCUCGCGCUAUUGGAACACACCUUGAAUUGGAGCAAGAAACACCACCUGAUUCCAUAAAUACAGGGGACUCACAGCGCUCUGCGGCUGCCUCAGUGUCUCGUAGGCGAGUGAAGAACUUGAAUCUUGGAAGCAGUAAACGAUUUCCACGUCCAACUGCACCACCACCACUAGCUGCAUAUCGGGGAUCAACAUGGCUCCAGGAUAACCAUCAAUUCGAUGAUUAUGAGGGCGGACCUACGAUAGAGAUGUUGAUGACUCCCAGGGACAUUAAUCCAACCAUGACAUUCCAGGUUGGGGGAAUCCAGCUGUCGACUGCAUGGGUGGACUGGAUCGAUCAUGGAUACCGCAUCACUCCUAGCUCAUUCCAUAUAUUCUAUCAAUGCGAGCCCAUAGCUACCAUGGACCACAUCAUGUGUGUUGGCACUACCAAUUUCCAUGACCCCUCGAAUCAAGUUCCAGAUCGAGUCACAGGUGCAUACAGCCUGAAUCGUCUGGGGUUGGCUAAGGAAGGUCAGAACACGCACAUCUCUGACGUCGAGAUUCUCUCUGCUUCAGAACUCAUCGAUGCCGCCCAAUAUGAUCCCCCACUGCAUGAGGAGUGUAGGUUCGGACACAAUGCCUUUGUUCGUGGCCGGACCAGCCAUCGCUUCGGAGACGGACCUGCAUUAUAUGUUGACCUUGAACGGGAUGCGGUUAAAUUUUCAGAAGAUGAGCUAGAGACAUCAGUGGACAUAGACAGUAUAAUUUGGACGACAAAGGUGUUCCGAUGCAGGGGGUCAGUGGGCAUAUACAUCACUCCACCAUUCCAAACAAAACCUGGUAUAUUCAAGCACAAUCACACGUAUGUCAACAUCACCAUUCCACAGUCAGAAGAAGAUGCGAAUGCGCCUGGUGGAAGAAAGGAAUGGCUGUCUAAAAGGUUUCCUAUGGCUGCCAUCCCUCAUGCCUGUAUGGGCCGCAUAUCAUCCGCAUCCUCGACACUCAAUCUCUAUAUUGCAUUUCCGAGGAUGAUCCACCAACACCCAGUGAAUGGACGAAGAAUCACACUGAUGCCAAAGGAGGUCUUGGAUAUUUUCUGGGAUAGGGUACUGCUUCCAUCUAUAGGAGAUUGCACCGAUGUCAGCUGGGCGCCUUAUAUGAAGCACACGUUAGAGGAGGCACGAUACAAGGCAAGAGGUGUGGAAGGACGCAAAGGAGGAUGGGGACCUCCAAAAACAAUUCCCCUGUCAGAUGAUGACUUUAGGGAUGUUCAGGAACGCAUGGAAGCCUGCAUACGCAAUGGAGAGGGGGAGCUCAGCAUGUAUGGGUCGUUCUUCUUCAUUUUGGAGGGGAAGGGAAUCAAGCUCCUCACAAAGGAUGGACAGCGAGGACGUUUCUCAGGACCGGAGGAAGCCUUGCGUCGCAACCUGUCAGACCUGGACUGGCCAUAUAUGAUGAACCACAGGCAUGGCGAGCUUCUGGUGGAUGUGGGUAUCUCAUUCACUCCACGCUCUCCAGAAGUUCCGGUUGUUGGUGUAUGGAGAUUAGAUGCAUUGGAGGCAUCGUAUGGCGCAGGAGGUUACAAGCGAGGCGAGAUUCAUCACCAGAACACACUCUCCAGAUAUGGUGCCCUCCAGGCAGAGAUGCAGCAGCAGAGAUCCCAGCAGACCCACAUAGCAUUCCGGAGCAGCUACAACCUAUACUACGAAUCCAUCCGAACAAACAACAACCAGGUAAACUUUGCUUCGGACAGUGAUGCCUACAAGCUUUCUCCAUCGUACAUGGCCGAAUGCUUCGAAAUAAUGAAGGUUGUCGAAGGGUGCAAGGGGAAAACAUAUGGUGUCAGAGAUGAGUAUAGGGUGAGCGGACAAGCGGCUAGAACAAUGUUGGAUAACAUAGAAAACAAGGCUAUAGACUAUCUGCGCUCAGAUCCUAUACUGUGGAUUCCAUCCAAUGUCUGGUUUGAGUUGAUCAGGCGACGUGUGCGGGAGAUUCAAAGGACCCAAAUCUUCAUUGUCAAAAAGAACCCUCCCAAUCUUGGCACCCUAACUGGCUUGCUGAACCACAUGCUUCGUUCAACCAUAUCAACGCCUAUCGUCUACGACCGUCAUGUCCGUGAAUCACUCGCCCUCCUUGAAUACAGAAAUGUACUCGAAACAGCAGGGAUGUUCUUCUUGCAGGAAUUUGAUCUAUGCAGCGAAACCUGCCUGGAGGAAGUGCAGCAAAUCGAUGAUGUGAAUGUGUUGGCACUCAUGGGUGUAAAUGCGAAGGCUCAAAGAGACAAAGCAGUGGGAAAAGUGGAAGGAUGGAAGAUAACAGAGUCAGGAAUGGAAGGCUAUCCUCUUGGUCGGACACCAACAUGGACUCAGCUAAAGACAGCAAUUUCAAGCUCUCCUGCGACGAUCAUGAGACCAUGGGUAUGGUUAUCCAGCUUUUCUAACAUCGAACUCUCUGUUGAACGACUUGUGGUUGCAUUCACGAGGCACAUGUGGCUGAUGCUGACGGAUGAAGUCCUUAAGGGCAUCAGACCCUACCCCAAAUCGCUUAAGGAGUCCAUGAAGUGCUGGACGAUGACGAGCAUCGACGAUACCCUCGCUUUAGUUGCUUUUGAAGCAUGCAAUUCUGGGUUGCAUGAUCAUACAGGCGUAACUCCAGGUCGCAUGGGUCCCAAGUCGAGAGCGUUUGUGGACAGAUGCUCCCUAUUUUUUCCCGAUCCUGAUGCAUCACAUAAAAACAACGCUCAAUGGUCCACACUAUGGGAGGGAGAUGGAUACAUCGCACAGUUUCACAGGAUGAUGAAGAUGAUGGAAGAAGAACAACGGGUAUUGCUGAAGCAAGGUCUACGCGAGGUAUUUUCAAACCUUCAUUGUCUUCCUGCAAGUGGUGCACGAGUGUGGGUGCAGAAGAAUGAUGCCAUAGUCUUCAUAACAAAUCCUGCAUAUUAUAGGAUAGACUGCAUCGGAAGGGGGGGCGAGAGCCAGAGGAGAGCCCCAAGAGCACGUCGCACUAUGAAGUUAAUCAAGGGCAAGCGCAUCUUUGCGGCUGACCUGAUGGACUCACAACCAUUUGAUGCUGAUGGAAAUCUGAGAAGAAAGACAGAGAGGCAAAAGCGUCGAGAGAUCCACAAAAAAAUAACCAUGGCCAAGAAAAACAAGAGGGUGCCUCCUCCUCCACAUCCUCGUAAAUCCAGAUCAUUUCCCAUGGACACAGGAGAGACUAUAGAAGAGGGUGAUGCAAUGGAUGUUGAUUAG